Letharia columbiana is the source of this 699-nucleotide messenger RNA. RefSeq lists its product as uncharacterized. The coding region runs from base 1 to 699 and encodes 232 amino acids. The transcript has a single exon. Lineage: Eukaryota; Fungi; Ascomycota; Lecanoromycetes; Lecanorales; Parmeliaceae. The record is from RefSeq and is a predicted model, not a curated record.
AUGGAUCCGGUCACCGCCAUCGGCCUAGGCGCCAGCGUACUCCAAUUGAUCGGCGUAGCCGGUAAAGCUAUUAAGUACCUCAACGACAUCAAAAAUGCCCCACGAGAGCGUUUCCGCCUUGCUCAAGAGCUAAAUAGCCUGUACGGGAUACUUAUAGAACUCGAGAAUCGCGCGGAUGAGGCAAAGGCCAGCGGAGAUGACGACUGGUUGAGAGGUGUCCAGUCGCUUACUUUCAAGUUCGGCCCCGUUGAACAGCUAGAAACCGCGCUGGAGCUGAUUGUGAACAAAGUCAAGCCGGUCUCAAGGUUUAAAAAGGUCGGCAAAGCACUUGUAUGGCCAUUUACCAGAAGGGAAGUUGAGGAAUUACUGAGGCAGGUUGAAAGGCAGAAGUCGACUAUCAUUUUCGCUCUGCAGGGGGACCAAAUCAGCCUAGCAAAGGCCAUCAAAGCCGACACCAUGCACAUACCCGCUCUCAUCAACGGAGUCCAGGAUAUGUCAAUCGGAGUGGCGUAUCUACAGGAUCGUCAAGAAGUGGAAGCGGUUCAGAAGGUCGUUGACUGGUUUUCCCCUCUAAGCUUCGGCGACCGGCACAAUGAUGUCCUCUCCCGUCGGUGUGAGGGAACUGGGAGUUGGUUCUUUGAGACACCACGAAGCCUCCGCGUGGUUAUCAAGCGCGGACAAGGCCUCUUUGUGGUGUAG